GUGUCCGAGAUAUUCAUGCCAGACUUCAGUCUGCUGAACUUCGAUUCGGACGUCGCUCUCCUGAAGAUGGAGGUCCCGGCGCUGCUCACCUCGCAGGUCCAGCUGGUCUGCCUCCCGGCCCGGUUCGACGACUCCAAGCUCGAAAACGGGACGAGAGGAUGGGUGGCUGGCUGGGGCCUGAACGGCUCCAAUAAGCGAGACGCCACCCUGACCCAAGUGGAGCUCCCGGUUAUAUCGAACAAAGACUGCAGCCGAGAAAUGAUCAUCGUGUCCCGAGACCACCCAAUGACUCUCAACUAG
Darwinula stevensoni is the source of this 300-nucleotide messenger RNA. Lineage: Eukaryota; Metazoa; Arthropoda; Ostracoda; Podocopida; Darwinulidae. The record is from the annotation of a GenBank genome assembly.